GUUCCCCGCCCACCUAUCUCCAUCCGCAACCACAUCAUUCAACCAUCAAGAUCGCACAAAUUUCUUGGAGUCAUAGUCGAUGAUGAACUGACCUUUAAAGAACAUGCAACCUACGCCUUAGCAAAAGGAACUCGGUACACAAUGGCAUGCCAACGCAUGACUCGAGCUAUGAAAGGUGUCCAUGGCCGACUACUCAAGAAACUGUACGAAGGAGUAGUCAUCCCCAAGAUGCUCUACGCGGCAGACAUCUGGUGCUCCGGACUUGUCGCAAAAGGAAGGGGAAGGAAGAAUGCUGGCCGCGGAGCAAGAGGCUUCGCAUCGAAGAUGGCCAGAGUUCAGCGGAUGGCAACCACUAUGAUAACGGGGGGAAUGAGAACCUCUGCUACUGAUCUCUUAGACGCACAUGCUGACAUACUCCCU
Molecule: messenger RNA, 420 nt
Organism: Suillus plorans
Lineage: Eukaryota; Fungi; Basidiomycota; Agaricomycetes; Boletales; Suillaceae
Exons: 1
Source: RefSeq, a predicted model, not a curated record